AUGUGCGGAGUAGUCAAGAGAGAUUCUUGUCCUGGGUCGAAAAAUAUCCCUCCAGCUAGCCUCAAUUUAGCAGGUGGUGUCUCAAGGGUACAUAGUCCCUCUGAUUUGCCUAGAGGGGUCUUUUCGGCCCGCGCUCGCGCAAGCGAUAUCCGUGGACUUGUAUUGAUUUUCCCCCCGAGACUAGCAACAUUAGAGAACCGCGUGUUUCUCCAGCUCGCCCUACUUAUCCCCUCUCCCCACCCUCACUACGCCGAGGGAUAUCUGGAGUAUCACAUAGGGCGCUGGUGA
Messenger RNA from Parascedosporium putredinis, 288 nucleotides. Lineage: Eukaryota; Fungi; Ascomycota; Sordariomycetes; Microascales; Microascaceae. The record is from the annotation of a GenBank genome assembly.